Molecule: messenger RNA, 2338 nt
Organism: Tachysurus vachellii
Lineage: Eukaryota; Metazoa; Chordata; Actinopteri; Siluriformes; Bagridae
Gene: mnx1
Product: motor neuron and pancreas homeobox 1
Exons: 3
Coding region: 101-922 (273 amino acids)
Biological process (GO): neuron projection morphogenesis; endocrine pancreas development; regulation of DNA-templated transcription
Cellular component (GO): nucleus
Molecular function (GO): DNA-binding transcription factor activity, RNA polymerase II-specific; sequence-specific double-stranded DNA binding
Source: RefSeq, a predicted model, not a curated record
AUGAAGCAGCUCAAAUACACCAACACACACUUACACACACACACACACACACACCUACACAUGUGAGUCCAGAGGACGGCUGGAGAUCCGUGUGGGCCACAUGGAGAAAUCAAAAAACUUUCGCAUCGACGCCAUUCUGGCCGUGGAGCCACCGAAAGCUCAGACUUCACCCCUGGCUCUGGUCACCUCACUGUCCAGUUCAACCUCAUCCUCUUCAUCAUCAUCCUCGGGAAGAAGAAGUAUCACGAGUUCGGACCUCCUGAACUCUCCUUCUGCCAUGGUGGGACUCCAUCCUCCGAGCAGCUCUAUUUACCACCCGCACAUGUUCUCCUACCAUCUGGGACAGCCGCCUGUGCUCUCUUACCCAUACCCUCCUCUUCCUCAUCAUGAUGAACCCCUCAAGCUGCCCCCUGGUUCCCUGCAGCUCGACCACUGGCUAAGGAUCUCCACUGCCGGGCUCGCGCUGCCCAAACUUCAAACUGACUUUAAUACUCAGGCUCACCAGUCUACCCUGCUGGGGAAAUGUCGGAGGCCACGCACCGCCUUCACCAGUCAGCAGCUGCUGGAGCUGGAGCAUCAGUUCAAACUCAAUAAAUAUCUCUCCAGACCCAAACGCUUCGAGGUGGCCACAAGCCUCAUGCUCACUGAAACCCAGGUGAAAAUCUGGUUUCAAAACAGACGUAUGAAAUGGAAACGCAGCAAAAAAGCUAAAGAACAAGAAGCAGCUCAGGAUGCUGCUGAGAAACACAAAGGAACCAAAGAGAAAGAGAAAAGCGAGCAGCCAGACUCGGCUAAAAGCAGCAGCAGACUGAGAGACUUCAGAGACAGUGAUGAUGACGAUGAUGAAGCGGACUCGUACAUGUGCAAUUCCUCUGAGUUCUCCUCAGAGGAUGAGAGAGCGCACAUGAGCCCUCAACCUUGAGACCUUGAAUCUUUCCGUAUCAGCAAACUUGACCUUAGAGGAACUGUGUGCAUGUGUGUUCUCCCAUUCCACAGUGGGUGCUCCUGCUUUCCUGGGAUUUAAUGGUAGACUGAUGGUAUAGAUAAAAGAAAAUGAGACAUGGCCUGAAUCUUAACUCAUCCGUUUUAGACAUCUAGUGCACUACAUAGGGUGUAGAAGCCGAUACUCCAUGUCAUUCUAUAUUUUUACCUUUUAAGGUGUAUGUUUAUAGGUUCAACCUAGAGAACUACUCUGAAAUAGUCUAUCCUGAAAAGCUCUUUAAAGUGAUACUAUAGAAGAACCAGUGUUUUCACUCCUGAAGAUACUUUUGAUUGACUAACAUUUAAACACCAUUAUGUGAAAGGCUCAUUUUGGUAGAAGAUUCUCAUAAAAUUUAUUGUGGAAAGAAUCAUCAAGGUAAAGGUUUCAGAGAACCACAAUUGGUUCUUAAGGAAAUAAAUCAUCUAUUGUAUUGAUGUUUAAAAAUAUUUAAUAACAAGGUAGGGCACAGAGUCCACCAUUUCAUACCCUAUCAAUUGCACUCUGACUCUGUAUUGGGCAUCUAGUGCUCUAGGUAGGAUGUAGAAGCUAUCACUCCAUGUUGUUUACUUGUUUAUCUGGCUAUGAGAUAAAUUCCAGGAUACACUGUACUACAUAUAGGGUUGUUAAAAAUACUCAUAAAGGUUUUACCUUUUUAUGAAGGUUACCAUAAAAGAACCAUUUUUUGGGGUUCCUGGAGAUCCCUUUGAAAGGAUUUUGGUGGUGUGAAAUGUUUAUGAGGUGUUUUAUGCAAUAAAUAAUGGAAAUGGAUGAUGUAGUCACGCAUGCAAAAAGGAACCAGAAAUCUUCUAUGACAUUGCUCUAAAAAGGCUUCCACUGGUUUCAUAGCUCAUUUUAAAACUGUAGGUCAUGAAGACAACCAUUUCAUACCCUAACUAGUGCACAGAUUCUUUCGGAAGCCUUCACUUCAUACAUACUAAUGAGGCAUCAGGGAGCAAUGUGACACUUAUGGCUAGUUAUUUUAGGCUAAAUCCAAAAUGUCUCCCAUAUGAAGCGUAUAACGUACUACAAAGAUGGUUUCAUCUUAUGUAGUGCACUUAAGAAAGUGUCGACAGGCAUUUGGGAUACAACCAGUAUGAAUCAUUUCACCUUUUAAUAGAUUUGCCAAACAGUCUAAACAUAGUAGAGGCUGCAGGAAUGGUUAUAAAAGCAUGUGAUUUUAUUUAAUACCUCAAAAUGAGGUAACAGAAAUUCAUAAAAUCAUUGUUUUAACUGUAUUCAUAUUUUAUCACUAGAACCUAACCUUUUUAAAACAUCUGUGUUGUGUUUAAAAGAGUCAAUAUCCAUCUCAAUGUUAAUGUGUUGAAAUGUGUUUAUUUUUCUAUAUUGUAUUUAUAA